Molecule: messenger RNA, 5591 nt
Organism: Sceloporus undulatus (fence lizard)
Lineage: Eukaryota; Metazoa; Chordata; Lepidosauria; Squamata; Phrynosomatidae
Exons: 7
Coding region: 258-4211 (1317 amino acids)
Source: RefSeq, a predicted model, not a curated record
GGUUCCCUUCCGGUCUUGGAAGGUACUGGGAUGGCCCUAUAAAUUGCAGAGGAAUACCAAAGGCAGCAAGACAAGAUAGUUGUGUUCUCUAGAAGAAUGGUUGGCUUCCACCAGUUGCUGCAAGGUCUUACAAAGCCUAAAUGACUUCUUGAAUUUCUUGAAAUGAAGUGUUAUACUGAUCAUACUUGAAGCACUGAGGCAUUCCUUGAAAGAGGGAAAGGAGACAAAUACAAGAACACUGGUUUCUGUGUUAGGAAAUGGAUACCGCACAAGAGACGGAGAUUACUGUUUUUCUGGUUCCAGAAAUAAAAAUGGAAGAGCAGGAUCCAACAAGUCCUGAAGAAGAAGAAAUUAAAGAAGAAGAUCCUCUCAAAAUUGACAGGAGCAGGGAAGAAGAUAAUCACAUGGUGAAACAGGAGCAAGAGGAAGAACCAUCAAGGAACUGGGAUGCACGGUUGGAAGAGUUUCUGAAGACACUGCAGCCUCCUCAUUCUCCAGGAGAAACCCCAGAGCCCCCUGAGGUGCAGCAACAGAUGGAUCCUGAAAUGACUCAAGUGCCUUCCCAAGGAGAGACAGAGACCAACAAGCAGUCUAGAGGAUUGUGGGUUUCCUCAAAGACGCAGCCACAUCUCACUGGGGUGAACCAGUUGGAAUAUGGAACCCAUUUGGAUGCUACUAGCUAUGGGAAGGGGAAGGAGAAAGCCCUAGCAGGAGAUGCUGCCAAGUUGGAGAUGAGGCGCCGGCGUUUUCGGAUGUCGUCCUACCAAGAUGCCGAUGGGCCUCAAGAGCUUUGCCGGCAGCUCCAGCAGCUCUGUCGACAGUGGCUGAAUCCAGACAGAAACACCAAAGAGCGGAUGCUGGAACUGGUGAUCCUGGAGCAGUUCCUGGCCAUUGUGCCAGCUGAUAUGCAUAGGUGGCUCUGGGAGAAUGGCCCAGUGACUUGUGCCAAGGCUGUGACCCUGGCAGAAGAUUUCCUUCAAAGCCAGCAAGAGGCCAGAGACUUGUUGCAGCAGGGAACACAGAGCCUUCCAGACACAGUGGAGGUGCAUCUCUCUGCAGAAACUAAACAGGAAGAUAAGGCCAGUGCAAACUUGCUAGGUGGUGAGUGUCUCAGAGAAAGUGGGAAAGAAAAUCUAUUAUUGAAGAGAUCUGAGAAAAUGGAGCAACUGCCAACAUGCCUGAAAACAGAUAUAGAGAACAAUUUUUUGUGUCAUAGCGAAUCCAGUGAGAGUCAACAGAAGGGAGACAGGAAGAAUGGGAAUGCCACAGAGAAGAAUGGGGAUUUGUUUGUUUCUUCACAUGGGCAUUGUAAGGCUGGCAGUGAAUCCACCAGCCAGCAGGAUGACAAUACAACAUACAAUGAAUGUCGGAAAAGUGUGCACCUUCCUGUGCAUGAAAACUCUCAUGUACUGGAGAAGCCAUACAAGUGCUGGCACUGUGGCCAAAGCUUCAGUAGCAGCUUGGAUCUUCUGUCACAUGAGAGAAACCAUGUGGGUGAGCAACUGUAUAAAUGCUCCCACUGUGGAGGAAGCGAGAGAAUUCACAUGGGACGGAAACCAAGUAAAUGUUCACACUGUGGGAAUACCUUUGGCUGUAACCCUCAAGAGGAAACAUAUGGAGGAAAGAAAUUUCAUACCUGCACAGAAUGUGGGGAAAAGUAUAUUCAUAUAUCAGGAUUACUUAAACACCAGGGAGUUCACAGGGGAGAGAAACCUUAUAAAUGCUUAAAGUGUGGGGAAAACUUUGGAACCUACUCAAAUUUCAGAGCACAUUGUAGAACUCACACAGGGGAGAAGCAGUAUAAAUGUUUGCAGUGUGAGAUGUGUUUCAGCAGUAUUACACGUUUGAGAGCCCACGAAAGAAUCCAUGUGGCUGUGUGCUCCUCCUGUGGGAAAAGCUUCAGCCAAAAAUCAGAACUUAUUGAACAUGAGAGAACUCACACAAGGGAGGAUUCUUUCGUGUGCUUUGACUGUGGAAAAGCCUUCGAAUACAACUCGGAACUGGUGGCUCAUGUGCGAACACACAAGGAUAAGAAACUGGAAUGCCCCGACACCAAGAAAACCCUCAUUUGCGCAGAAUGUGGAGAUACCUUUAAAUAUGCCUCAGCCUUCAAAGCCCACCAGAGAGUCCACAGAGGAGAACACAGGAAGGAGCAACAAGAUCAGGAGGAGUGUGUUGAGAGACCAAAAGAGAUUAAGAGAAAGACAGAAGAAGAGGACCAGGACACUGAGGAACCAAGAAAGAGACAGCGGCUCACUAUGGAGACAAGAAGCAAGACUGCUGUGGCUAAGGCUGCUGUGAUGGAGGGAUCCGCCAGUGAGACAGAGUUGACUGAUGAGCAGGCACAGCCAAAAUAUGAGCAGGGCUCUCCCAAUAAAAAUACAGUGCAGCAGCUGAUGAAGACAGCAGUCCCCCAACAACAAGUGCCCAUGGUUUUUGAUGACGACAGUGAGGACAAUGAUGCUGAUUCUGAUGGUCCCCCUGUGAGAAGCAGGAGAUGUAUCAAACAGAAUGUCACUCAGAAGAUUCUUGAUAGGACACUCAUGAAUUACAUUGUGGAGGAGACUGUGCCACUUCAGAAUGUGCACAAACCUACCUUCCUUGCACUGGUUUGCCUUGGUCUUCCAAAGGACCUCACCAUUAUGUGUGCUAAUACCCUGAGGGACAGAAUUGAGAAGAAGGCGGCCAGCAUGAGGGAAAGCUUUGUGAGCCGGAUGGGCACUGUAUCCCAUGUGGCGACCACUGCUGAUUGCUGGACUGAUGGCAAGAGGAACUUCUUAGGGGUCACAGCACAUUGGAUCAGCACAACAACUCUAAAGCGGGAGUUUGGGGCCUUGGCAUUCAAGCAUCUCAAAGGAUGUCUCACAUACAGUGUCCUUGUAAAAGCCCUGCGUGAUAUUCAUGUGCAGUAUGGGAUUCAUGACAAAGUUGUGUGCAUGACCACAGACAAUGGCUCCAGCUUUGUGAAAACAUUCCAAGUAUUGAGGGCCAAAGAACUUGCAGAUGCUGCAGGCAGCAUUGUGGAUGAUAAUAAUGGUGCCAACCAGGACAAGUCUGAGAUGGAGUUUGUUCCUAUUUCUGAGAUCCUGGACACAGGUAACCAGGCAGAGGAAGAUGCACCAGAGUUGAAUUCCAAGUUGCCACCCUACCAGAGGUGUGCCAGCUACACCCUUAACCUGGUAGCAACACAUGAUGUAGAAGCCAUGCUUUCUGACUCCUCCCAAUGUAGCUCCCUUAGUUCUUUCCAGAAACAUUUUUGUACCUUGAUGAGAAAGUGCAGAAAGCUGUGGUCAAAGCAGAACAACUCAGUGCAAAUUGCAGCGUACAUCUAUGAACAAUGUGGUAUGUAUUUGACAGUACCAGACAAGACCAGGUGGAAGGCCAUUUUUGAGGCACUGAUGCAGUUAAACAAGCUCCUCUGUACUGUGCCACUAAAAGUGGAUGCCAUAAUGGACAGGUGUUCCUUGGCCAGGAUCACAGAUGAUGAGUGUCUAGUGUUGCAGGAGUACACUGAGAUCAUGGGGCCACUAGCACUGUCUCUUGAUAUCCUACAGCGGGAGAAUGGCAUGUUCAUGGGGUAUCUGCUGCCAACACUACAUAGUCUGGACCGCAAGUUACAAGGGCUAGAAAAUAAACCUGUACCCUACACUCACUGUCUUCCACUCUUGAGGGGUGUGCGGGAAGCCCUAAGGAAACGAUUUGCAGGUAUUUGGGAAGACAAGGAGCUUCUCCUGGCAGCCUGCUUACACCCUCGUUUCAAAGUAGACUGGUUGGAUUCUGCCCAGACUGAAAGGUCAGCUGCGGAGGCCUUGUUGAAAGCUGAACUCAAGGGUGCAGUCACUGAGAUCACUGAAGGGAUCUCAGAGGAAGACCAGGAAAGGGACAGUGGUUUACUUGACUUUUUCGACAUCAGGCCCCAACAAGGGAAAUCAGUAGUGGACCCUGUUGAGGAGGAAAUCUCAAAGUACCUGAAGACGCCCAGCAGGGAGCUGUCAUCCCUGCUUGCCUUUCCAAGUAUCCAGCAGAGUUUUUUGAAGUACAACACAGGAGUGCCUUCAAGUGCUGCGGCGACACACCUCUUCUGUAGAGAUGGGAACGUCAUGACUGUUGAAAGACGUUCCUUGGUGGAUGACGUCUAUGAGCACUUGGUUCUUCUGAAGCAGAACAGGGCUUUUUCACUACUUCAAGUUUCAAAACACAGUUCCGUUUGAGAAACAAAGUCAACAAAAUAGCAUUUAAAAUGUGACUGCAUUUAAAAGAACAUUGGUUUUUGUUCUUCUUGUACCCAUUUACACCACACAGUCAUAGCAUUGUGAUUGUACUUUAACUGCAGUGGCUGCAUCCUAUGAAAUCCAUAGAUUUACAGUUUAGGAAAGGGUAGAAUUUUCAGUCAGGGAAGCUCAAAUGCAAUUUGUUGUUUGCCUCCAAGUUGUUUUCACCUGAGGGUCACCAAAUGGCAGGAUUUUCUUGGCAAGAUUUGUUCAGUGAUUUGCUUGCCUUUGCCUUCCCCGGAGGCUGAGAGUGCAUGCAAAUGAUAAAUCCCAGGAUUCAUUAGGCUAUUGCCAUGAUAGUUCAAAUGGAUUCAUAGUAUUAUAAUUAAGAGAAAGUGUGGUGUGCUGGUUUGAGUGUUGGGCUAAGGCUCUGGGAGACCUGGUUGACCAUGGAAACCCACUGGGUGACCUUGGGCAGUUCACACUCUCUACCUCAAAAGAAGGCAAAGGCAAACCUCCUCUGAACCAAUCUUGCCAAUAUAACCCUGUGGAUAGGGUCACCUUAAGUCAGAAACAACUCGAAGGCACAUAAGUGUAGGGUUUUGUUGUUCAGGAGGGGGACCAUCUCACACUGGGUAAUUUUUUAUAUAAUAGUUUCUGAAAAAUUCUGCCUUUGGUCAAGGUUUCUCUGAAAAGGUGAUUUCUGUCUUUGCUUGUUGCUAGCCAUAAACUGUCUGUUAUACUGAGAAUAUUUACAACUCCAGAUAUGCUACUACCUUAAAUGAGAGCAAGGUUUUGUAUGAGAGAAUACAGGCACACAGUGCUUAGCUGCACAGGAAUUAUUAUGAAACCACAGCUGUGUGUUUGCCAUUACGAUUAAAAUAUAAUGUAAUGCAACACAGGUUUGGUAGCCCUUCAUAGUUUCCAAAAUAUAACCGCACAGUACGUUCAUUUUAAUAAAAAAACAAGGCAAUUGAAACUGCUUACCAAUUAGGCUGAAAUAGAGGUUUCCAAAAAUGACAAAUGCCAUGGGUUACUCUGCAGUGUUGCUUUUUCAAGAAUUAAGAAAAAUGUUUUCUGGCAUAUAUUUGAGACAGAUUUUUGAAAUUAUGAGCUAUCUAGCAAUAUCAAAAACAUAAUAAUAAUAAAAUAAUAAUUUUUUAAUUUUUAUCCCGCCCUUCCAAUGAUCAGGGCGGCUUACAGUAGGAUUAAAAUACAAUACAUCCAAAAUACACGAGAAUUAAAAAACCGUAAAAUACAGCAACAUUACAAAGACUAACAAAUAAAAAGCCCCAAUAGCCCAACCUCAUGGCCACGGAAGAGGAGGGAGGCCCACAGGAUAUUUAUUCGGGGAAUGUCUGUUGGAAUAGGAAGGUUUUG